CACAUCAGCCCUCAGACCCUCCUUUGCUGAUGCCCCAGGACCUUGGGUACCAAAGGAUCACCUCCCUCUUGGGCAUUGGAGGGGCUGCCUGAUGCCCUGACUGCCGGGCCAGACGGGCCUCACCAGCGUCAAGAUGAGUGUCACCUCCUGGUUCCUGGUGAGCAGCAGCGGCACCCGCCACCGGCUCCCGCGAGAGCUCAUCUUCGUGGGGCGUGAUGAGUGUGAGCUCAUGCUGCAGUCCCGCAGCGUGGACAAGCAGCACGCCGUCAUCAACUACGACCAGGACAGGGACGAGCACUGGGUGAAGGACCUGGGCAGCUUGAACGGGACGUUUGUGAACGAGACGCGCAUCCCCGACCAGAAGUACGUCACGCUGAAACUCAACGACGUCAUCCGCUUCGGCUACGAUUCCAACAUGUACGUGCUGGAGCGUGUGCAGCACCGCGUCCCCGAGGAGGCACUCAGGCACGAGAAGUACACCAGCCAGCUGCAGGUGAGUGUCAAGGGUCCGGUUCCCAAGAGGGGUGAGGUGCUGCCUGAGCACAUGCCAUACUGCGAGUCCUCGAAUUCCAGGCUGGAGCGGGGCGACCGGAGACCAGCAGCAGAGGCAGCAGCCUACCGCACACCCCUGUAUGGACAGCCCUCCUGGUGGGGUGAGGACGAUGGUGGCACUCCGCCUGGGGACCGGCAUCAGGAAGGGCCAUACCCAGAGCGGCCCAAGGAGCUGGCACAGCAGGACGGGGACCUCACCGGGACAACGGUCGGCUUCCGGGCCCCCAUGGAGCCUCAGGGCUACUCAUUCCGGCGGGAGCCCAGCUACUUUGAGAUCCCUACAAAGGAGGCCCCACAGCCACCGCGGCCCCCUGAGGUGCCCACGCACGAGGUGCCCACCAAGGAUGAGGAGCCAGGCGGGGGCGGGGUGGCACCGGUGGUGCAGAGCCACGCCUCCUUCACCAUCGAGUUUGACGACUGCAACCCGGGCAAGGUGAAGAUCAAGGACCAUGUCACCAAGUUCUCCCUGCGUCAGCGGCGGCCCCCGGGCAAGGAGGCCACGCCUGUGGAGGUGGUCUCUGCAGAGACCAAGGUGGCCGACUGGCUGGUGCAGAAUGACCCAAGCCUGCUGCGCCGGGCCGGCCCUGGAGACGACCGCCACAGCACCAAGAGCGACCUGCCCAUCCACACCCGUACCCUGAAGGACCACAAGCACGAAGACGGCACGCAGAGCGACUCGGAGGACCCCAUGGCCACGUCAGCCACGGCAGCUGGGGUCCCCAUGGACAACGGGGAGCAGGUGCGGCUGCAGCGGCAGAUCAAGCGGGACCCCCAGGAGCUGCUGCGCAACCAGCAGGCCUUCGUCAUUGAGUUCUUCGACGAGGACACGCCCCGCAAGAAGCGUUCCCAGUCCUUCACGCACACCCCGCCCGGGGACCCCAAGGCCGACAAGCGCCGAGGCCCAGGGCUGGCCGACAGGGACCGCCCAGGAGCCCCAGCCCCGGCCCCGGCCCGGGGGGCGGGCAGCUCGGGGCCACAGCGGGCCAGCUCGCUUAAGCGGGAGAAGACAGAGGAGCGGCUGGGUGGCCCUUCUCCCCCCGCACGGGCCUCCGCCCGCCCCUUCGGCAGUGUGGGGCGUCGCUCCCGCCUGACCCAGGACUUCAUGGCCCAGUGCCUGCGGGAGGGCUCCCCGGCCGCCCGGCCCGGCUCUGAGAAGGUGGCCCCAGCACCACCAGCCCCGCUGACGCCCCGUGGGACUAGUCCUGUGGCCCCCUCAACUCCACCACUACCCCCCGCUGACCCUCAGCUGACCAAGGCACGCAAACAGGAGGAGGAUGACAGCCUCAGUGACGCGGGGACCUACACCAUCGAGACCGAGACGCAAGACCAGGAGGUGGAGGAGGCCCGCAAGAUGAUCGACCAGGUGUUUGGUGUUCUCGAGUCCCCUGAACUCUCCAGGGUGUCCUCAGCCAUUUUUCGCCCAGUCAUCAGAGGGGACAGAGACGAGUCCGGUGACGGGAUGGCCCAGCGGAUGGCCCUGCUGCAGGAGUUCGCCUCCCGGCCAGUGGGCGUGGCACCCCAGGGGGAGCUCCAGGGCCCUCCAGUGCCGGAAUCCCCCGGGGGUCAGAAGUGGGUGUCCCGCUGGGCCAGCCUGGCUGACAGCUACUCGGACCCGGGCCUGGCAGAGGACGGCCCCGGGCGCACAGCCGGGGAACUCGAGGGGGCUCUGCCUGUGCGCCAUCGACGACUACUCCCACAGCUACCCAGUGACAGGGCGGACAGCCCCGCCGGCCCCGAGGCCACCCGGAGGAGCGGGCCUGGGCCACCAGAGCCGGGCAGUGAGCAGCCCAGCCGCCCCUUGGGCCAGGAGGACUUGGAACCCGAUAGCCUCAGUGAUGCCAGCGGGUCAGAUGGGGGCCUGCAGGAGGAGAGACGCAGGAGCCCCCAGGAGGGACUGGUGUGGACGAGAGGCCGGCGUCCAACAAGGGCCCCCCGGGACCCUGCCCACACCUCUUUCUUCAUCGGAGACCAGAACGGAGAGGCUGCCUUUCCUCAGAAAACAUCUGUGGUUCCAGGGGAGGUGGAUGGCCCAGGGCGGGUGGCCCAGCCCAGCAUCCCGGCGAGGGACGCUGUGUACGUGAGCACCAGUGGGAGGAUGGUCAUCCAGCUGCAGACGGGGCGGGCCCCAGAGCCCGACGGCCCCGCCCCGGCCCAGGCCAAGGAGGCCCUGGCCUUCGUCCGGCAGGAGAGUUUCAUCAAGGAGCCGGCCGGCGGCCCCCCUGCACCUGGCCAGCUCCCUCAAAUCUCCAGCCACCUCCUCCUGCAGGACCUGGCUGCAGCCCGGGCCUCGCGCAUGGACCUCCACUCCCAGGACACCCAGCUGAUCUUAAAGGAGACAGAGACGGUCUUGGCAGCCCUGGGGGCCCGACUGCUCUCCAAGUCUGUGGAAGAGGCAGAGGGUGAGGUGGGCGGUACCCCCGGGCCUCCAGAGGACUCCCUGUCUGGGGGCUCAGACGUGGACACGGCCAGCACCAUCAGCCUGCUCAGUGGCAAGAAUGGGCCCAGCCCUACGAGCCCCCAGCCCCUGGGGCUGCGGAAGGACAAGCUGCCCUCCCCACCAGCAGCGCAGGACCUGGGGGGAGCCGUCCUCAGCUGUGCCCGGGAGCGGCUGUCGGAGAAGCAGCACCGCCCAGCGGGCCCGGCGGACACUGGCCGUGGAGAGCUAGUGCGGCGCCUGGCCGGACGGCGUGGCCAGGGGCCCCAAGGCUCCCUGGACUGGCCUGACGAGGAGCGAGGCUCUGGCCUUGCCCACCCACCUGGCUCAGGCCCAGUCACUUCCGACAAUGAGACCUCCACAGCCACUGGGGCCGGGCGGCUGGGGUCUCGCCGAAAACCCGCCGCCCCACCGCCAUCCCCAGCUGCCCGGGAAGAGCAGAGCCGCGUCUCGGCCAGCGCCCAGAAGGUGCAGCAGGUGCUCACCCGCUCCAACAGCCUGUCCACCCCGCGGCCCACACGGGCCUCCCGGCUGAGGAGGGCCCGACUGGGGGACGCCUCGGACUCAGAAGCGGUGGACAGUGAACGGGGGCCCCUGGCCAACCCCGAGCCAGUGGCGCGGCCGGCCGCUGAGCAGGCCAAGAAGCUGUCUCGCCUGGACAUUCUGGCCAUGCCCCGGAAGAGGGCGGGCUCCUUCACAGGGCCCAGCGACUCGGAGGUGGCCCCAGCCCGCGCCGGCUUCUCUGGCCGCAGCGUCGAGGUGUACUGCGCUGGCCGCAAGCCUACCAUGGCUGAGGCUCGGGCCUCUGCCAGGAAGACCACCAACGCCACCAUGGCUCCCCGCCAGCCCUUCAGCAGGGCGCGCCCAGGCAGUGCCAGAUACUCCUCACCCACUUCUGGAACCAAUUCACUCACGCGAGACACACGUCGCCGGCAGCAGGGCUCCGAUUGCACGUCCACCUCCGAGGAGGAGUACGGCUCCCACCACAGCUCCCCCAAACACACACGCUCCCGUGCCUCAACAGCCACGCAGACCCCACGGCCUGGCAGCUCUACCAGGGCCCGGCCCCGGACCCCUGGCCUCCGGGACACAGACGACGAGGAAGAGGAGCCUGACCCCUAUGGCUUCGUCGUGCAGACGGCCGAGAUCGCAGAGAUUGCCAGAUUGAGCCAGACGCUGGUGAAGGACGUGGCCAUCCUCGCCCAGGAAAUCCACGACGUGGCCGGUGACGGCGACUCGCUGGGCUCAGCAGGGCCCGCCCGAAGCUCCUCCCUCGGCAAUGUGCCCAGCACGCCUGCCUCGACCAUCUCGGCCCGUGAGGAGCUGGUGCAGCGCAUCCCCGAGGCCAGCCUCAACUUCCAGAAGGUGCCUCCCGGCUCCCUGAGCUCUCAGGACUUGGACCAGAACAUGAAUGACUGCCAUGAGGACCCCCUGGCCAACAAGACGCGGCCUCGGAACCGCGAGGAGGUGAUCUUCGAUAAUCUGAUGCUGAACCCCGUGUCCCAGCUGUCCCAUGCCAUCCGUGAGAACACAGAGCACCUUGCUGAGAAGAUGAAGAUCCUCUUUCAGAACACAGGCCGCGCGUGGGAGGACCUGGAAGCCAGGAUCAAUGCCGAGAAUGAGGUGCCCAUCCUGAAGACGUCCAACAAGGAGAUCAGCUCCAUCCUGAAAGAACUGAGGCGCGUGCAGAGGCAGCUGGAAGUCAUCAAUGCCAUUGUGGACCCCAGUGGGAACCUGGACCUGCUGACCGGAAAUAGGGGCUUUGCGGGCUCGGCGCAGCUCGGGAAAGGCCGGCCGGCUUCGCAGAGCCCGUCUUCGCCCCCCUCGGCCCUGAGGAGCUUCCCGCAGAGGGCCAACUGCGGACCCCCGAGCCUGCCAGACCCCUCCUUCCUCCCGGACUUCCUCCCGGACUCAGAGAGGUUCCUGAUCUAGGCGGUGGGGCCAGGGCGGCCUCCCCGUGUGCGAGCGUCCGGCGCCUCCUGCUCGUCCCAUUCACCACCGCGGCCCCUCCCAGCUGUGGACAGUUCACCAUAAAGACCCCCACACGUGCCAUAACCCCGUGGGUGCCUCCACGCCCAGCCCCCACUCAGCUCCCAGCCAGCAUCCCAGCCGGUUGUCCAGCCCCGCCGGCCUUCUGGCCCAGCUCCUGUUGUGGCCACUGCCAACGGCCAGCGUUGCGGGUGCGUCCCGCCUCCUCUCUAUCACUUAUUUUUGUCUUUAGCGUUCAUGGAAAGAGCAGUUUGUUCCACCUCAGCAACCUCCCCGCCCUAGAAGGUCCCGGUCCUGCCUUGUGGUCUGGGGGGACACACGCUUACCUGUCCUGUCCCUCUGUGUUGUCUGGGGCCAGGCAAACAGGUGGGGCUGUGGGGUCAUUCAGUGCCAAACAUGGAGCCGGGAGGGGCUCACGACGCCCCAGGACUUGAGGGUGUGAGCCGGGCGGGGUGCCGGGGCCAGCCCUGCUGAGGAGCCUGGUGGUCCCCAGCUGCCUCAGAGUCCAGCAAUUGGGGCAGGGCUGUGGCUGUGGAGAUGUUUGGGGCAGGAACCCCGCUGCUUCAAGCCUUUGGUGCCAACACAACUGCCAAACCCACUGAACGUGAGUGGCUGCAGGGGAGGCCUGCCGAGCGUGAGCCGGGCCGGCCACACACACACAUGCACGCACGCACACCUCCACUCGCAGCCAGCCAGGCACAUCUGCACGCUCGGGAACUGACCCGGUGAUGGACGCUGGGCCUCUGCACUGGGCGACUGGUGCAUCUGGGCCAGGUGGAGGUGAGCACAAGACCAAAGUGGCUGGAACCAGGCUUCCAGAAGCUCCUGAGAGAAUGCAUCGUCCUUGUCCUGGACGCUGUGGGCAUUAAAUGGGGCUUCUGCACGCAGCUUGCGCCCCACAGGCCCCUGAUCCCUUGGGGUGGAGUAGGGACAGGUCCCUGGAGCAAUUUUGUUUUCUCAGGAUUCCGUCAGCGGAACGGGCCAGGCGAGCAGAGGUGGCCCCUCCUGGGGGACCUGUGUUUCUGGAGCCUCUAAGCCAAAGAGCCCAGUGGCUGUGGCGGGGGGGCGGGGGUGUCUCACCUUUACGAGUGGUGUAGGUGUGCAGUGCACCCCGCCUGGCAUCUGUGCCAGUGUCAAUUGUGGGAGGGGCCGACUGCUGGGAGGUCACUGCGGCUGGACGGAGGCCGUGGUGGGUGACGUGCCUCCCUGUUUACAUUUAGCUGAUGUGACGUCCAGUGCACGGUCCUGAUGUUUACGUGUGUGAAUGGCAGUGGGGUCCCCGCCUGGCCCCCACCCCACAAGCCUGCUGUGUCACUCGGAGGAGGUGCUAGUCCUAGUCCCCCACCCCCCGCAUGCCCCAAAUAGUUGCCCGCAGCCUGUCCCUGGAAACUGGUCACUGGCCACGCUCCUUUGUCCACGACACCCUUCUUCAUUGCCCCCGCCCCCCCCCCCCGGGUUCACUGUACAAUUUUUUUAUUCGUAAAUUUGUGUCCCUCCCCCCCCCUCCAGCUCUUGACCUGGGAUUGGUAACUUAUUUGUCUGGCUUCGCGGAGGCUCCUCUGUGUUUGUCCUCAGGUGGUCUGUGGGUGUCUUUCAGAAAAUGGUUAUUUUAUAUGAUUUCUCAUGGAAUUUGUUCUAAUAAAUCAUUCUAUCACGUGGCAACA
Hipposideros armiger (great roundleaf bat) is the source of this 6639-nucleotide messenger RNA. It is a transcript of the gene CEP170B, whose product is annotated as centrosomal protein 170B. Lineage: Eukaryota; Metazoa; Chordata; Mammalia; Chiroptera; Hipposideridae. Gene Ontology annotation, molecular function: protein binding. The transcript is spliced from 19 exons. The record is from RefSeq and is a predicted model, not a curated record. Bases 134 to 4918 code for a protein of 1594 amino acids.